CAGAUUCAAAACAAAUACAGUUUUAAUCAUUGUUACUUUCUUGUUAAUAAAAUAAGGUAAUUAGUUUUUAAACGCUCAUCUACAGGACAAAUAUGCUUUCUUUGCUUCGACCGCUCUAUAGUAUUGGAAACAAGCCAGUAAGAAAAAGUAUUUUGAAAUUACAGGCCAAUGCAAAAUAUACAACCAGUGACUUUCCACAGCACUUGAAGGAUAUACCUGAAGCGGAGAAUCCUCAGUUUACCAAAAUGGUCGAAUACAACAUUCACAAUGCAAUACGAAUACUGGAUUCUCGAUUUUUGGCUAGUUUAGUAGAAAGAGGGCUGAAGACCGAACAAGAGAGAGAACACAAGAAACAUGGAAUAAUAAAGUUGAUGACAGAAUGCAACAGUGUUCUAGAGAUAAAGUUUCCCAUCAAGCGAGACACAGGGGCAUACGAACUUAUAACUGGGUUUAGAGCACACCACUCUAUGCACAGAAUGCCUGUCAAAGGAGGUAUCCGAUAUUCCCCCGAGGUUGAAUCAGAUGAGGUGCAGGCGCUGGCGGCUCUUAUGUCCUUUAAGUGUUCAUGCGUCAGUGUUCCCUUUGGAGGUGCCAAGGGAGGCAUCAAGAUCGAUCCCAGGAAGUAUUCUUCGGACGAGAUAGAAAAGAUCACCAGACGUUAUGCGCUGGAGCUGAUUAAGAAGAAUUAUGUCGGUCCUGGGAUCGAUGUACCAGCACCAGAUGUAGGCACUAGCGGGCGAGAAAUGGCAUGGUUCAUGGACACUUACAUCAAAACACUGGGUCACACCAAUAUCAACAGUGUCGGCUGUAUCACAGGCAAGCCUCUUUUCCUCGGAGGUAUCAGAGGUCGUGUCUCUGCGACAGGUCGUGGUGUGUUUGACGUUGCGAAUAAUUUCCUCAAAAAUGAAGAGCUCAUGGGAAUCGUUGGACUCACUCCAGUGUGGAAAGAUAAGACCUACAUUAUUCAGGGAUUUGGCAAUGUAGGAUUCCACAGUUUGCGGUACUUGGAGCGAGUAGGUGCCAAGUGCAUCGGAGUUGCAGAGCACGACGUCGGCAUUUACAACAAGGACGGCAUUUCUGCUCACGAGUUGCAGUCGCACAAGAUGAAGAACAACACGAUAAAAGGUUUUCCCGGAAGUAAGGAGUAUCCUAAUUCCAAAGAAUUGAUCUUUGAAGCUUGCGAUAUCCUCAUUCCUGCUGCUUUAGAGAAGAGUAUUCGGAAAUCUAAUGCUGACAAAAUCCAAGCAAGAAUAGUCGUGGAGGGUGCCAAUGGACCAGUUACUCCGGCAGCGGACAAGAUUUUGCAAAAGAAGAAGUGCCUAGUGAUACCAGACAUCUACGCCAAUGCUGGUGGAGUCACCGUGUCGUACUUCGAAUGGCUGAAGAACAUCAACCACGCAUCAUUUGGCCGACUCAGCUUUGGCUACGAACAGGAGAACAUAGAGCUCCUUUUAGGAUCCGUGGCAGAAUCUUUGAAAAAGACUGGGAAGGAUAUUCAGAUUGAUAUGUCGAAAGCAUUGUCGGACCGAAUGAUACAGGCCAAUGAGAAGAACAUUGUCCAAUCUGCCCUCGAUUACUCAUUGGCCAAAACUGCUCAUGAAAUAUAUCGAGAGAGCAAACUCAACAAUCUGGGUGUGGAUAUGCGUACUGCUGCCUACUGUCUCAGUGCCUACAGAAUAUUCAAGACAUACGAGGAGGCAGGUCUCUGCUUGUGAUCUCUACUUGUUUUUGUAUUCUUUAUUUGAAUGUUAUUGGGAUAAAGGUUGUUACAUUGUUGUUUCAA
This is a messenger RNA of Homalodisca vitripennis (glassy-winged sharpshooter), 1783 nucleotides long. Its product is annotated as glutamate dehydrogenase, mitochondrial-like. Gene Ontology annotation, molecular function: L-glutamate dehydrogenase (NAD+) activity. Lineage: Eukaryota; Metazoa; Arthropoda; Insecta; Hemiptera; Cicadellidae. Bases 93 to 1715 code for a protein of 540 amino acids. The transcript has 9 exons. Gene Ontology annotation, biological process: L-glutamate catabolic process. The record is from RefSeq and is a predicted model, not a curated record. Gene Ontology annotation, cellular component: mitochondrion.